Molecule: messenger RNA, 3914 nt
Organism: Rhopalosiphum padi (bird cherry-oat aphid)
Lineage: Eukaryota; Metazoa; Arthropoda; Insecta; Hemiptera; Aphididae
Gene: fw
Product: sushi, von Willebrand factor type A, EGF and pentraxin domain-containing protein 1
Exons: 20
Coding region: 347-3688 (1113 amino acids)
Source: RefSeq, a predicted model, not a curated record
GGUCGUCAGUUGUGGUUUGCACGCCGUCGCGCGCAGUGAACGGGGUCGAUUCGAUCGCGAAACGAACGCCAUGUGAUCGCGUACGGGCGACCGCGUAAACAGUAAAUAAUAAUACGUACGCUAUAUAGUGUCCGAAAUAUAUUACAAAAAAAUCGUCGUUUCAGAUCGCGUGAUAUAAAAUAUUUUAAUAUUCUUAUCUUUUCGACGUUCCGGUAACAGUAAAUAACAAACUCGUUCGUCUCGUGCACAGUUUUUGAUAAUAAUAAUAAUAUUCUUUGCCGGACGCGGUGGUGCCGGCAGCAACAACGGUCGACGGAUAACCCGCGAAAGUGCGACGAAAUCAAAAAUGUCCCGUGAGCCGGACGGGCGGCGGCGGCGGUGGUGUCCCGGGCUAGCGAUAUCCGCGGUCUUGGCGACUGUCGUCUUGGCGCUCGCCGCGGACGGCCAAAAUGCAGAAAAUGUUUGCGGUCAUCCUCCAGUGCCUGUCAACGCUAAACUCGUCCGAGACGGGGCUAAGGCCACGUUCGUUUGUGACGAUGGUUACAGACUCUUCGGGUCCGAAUCGAUAACUUGUUCCUCAAAUGGUGUUUGGACCGGAGAUCUGCCGUUUUGUGGAACAAACGUGGCUGUGCACAAGCCAACUAACCAGUCGACGACGGCCAGGGGUGGAAAUCCGGGAAACGCCAACGACGGUGACCCGACGACGGUGCACGACGGCCGAAGGUGUACGGAAACGCUUAAGGAACCAUCACCGUGGUGGUCGGUCGACUUGCUGCAACCGUACCCAGUCCGGGCGGUGUCCAUCACGACCAGAGGAUGUUGCGGUCAUCAGCCUUUGCAAGACAUAGAGAUCAGGGUCGGGAAUAGCAGUGCGGAAUUACAAAGGAAUCCACUGUGUUCUUGGUUUCCGGGAACGAUCGAGGAAGGCACAACAAAAAUCCUUAGCUGCGCACGACAAAUCGUCGGACAACAUGUAUUUCUGCAAUUGGUUGGCGUUGAAGGAUCGCUGUCCCUGUGCGAAGUUGAAGUAUAUUCUACUGAAGAAUUUUCUAUCGACCGCUGCGCGCCGGGCAGUUCGUCAGCGCAAACGGACGUAGCCGUUUUCGACAAUAAAUGUUACGAGUUUAAUGUGAAUCGAGGCGCGUCUUUUGUUGAUGCUCGGCAAAAAUGUCAGGCUACGGGCGGCGACAUUGUGCACGGAUUCCGGGGGUCAGCGUCCACAUUUCUGGCCGCAGAGCUUGAGCGACGGAAAUCCCGACUUAAGACCCAGUUGAUCUGGAUCGGAGCGCAAAAAGAACCUGGCCUUACGUCCAGGACGUGGAAAUGGGUCAACGGUGACGUGAUAACGAAACCCACGUGGGGAAAAGAUCAACCAAAUAACUAUAAUGGCGAACAGAAUUGUGUAGUGCUCGACGGAGGCCGCGAAUGGCUGUGGAAUGACGUAGGAUGUAAUUUGGAUUAUUUACAUUGGAUUUGUCAAUAUACACCAACAACCUGUGGGAGUCCUGACAUCAAGGUGAACAGUACAAUUGUGAGCCCGUAUACGUUUAAGGUGUCGUCAGUAAUUGAGUACGUUUGUCCGGAAGGACACUCCACGCAGGGUUCGGCUAAGAGGACGUGCAGCUCUAAUGGGUUUUGGACUGGGACAGCGCCAUCGUGCAAAUACGUCGAUUGUGGACCGUUGAACGGUAUAGAAAAUGGCACCAUAACACUAGAAGACAACGGCAAGACGACGUUCAAAUCAAUCGCCAGAUAUACUUGUAACCAGAAUUACAGUCUGUCGAAUGGUGACGCCAAGAGGACAUGCACUGAAGACGGAAAAUGGAGUGGGCGCACUCCGCAAUGUCUAUUCGACUGGUGUGGAGACCCACCCGAAGUGCAGGGAGCCGCUGUCACCGCUACGGGUCAUAAAGCUGGAUCCGUUGCCGUCUAUUCCUGUCAUCAGGGAUUCGUAGCCGUCGGCGGACAGCAGGAGUUGAAAUGCGGACUAGGAGGUGAAUGGUCUGGCAAACCGUUGGUAUGCCGGUUCGUGGAUUGCGGACCUCCGCAAAUCAUCGAAAACGGACUGGCUUCGCUAGUAAAUGGUACUACAACACACGGUAGUAUCGUAGAGUACACGUGUGAACAAGACUACUGGCUCCAGCCCCACACCAGCCGCCGACAGAUCUGUACUAAAGAAGCAAAAUGGUCCGCUGACCCACCCACGUGCCAACUGAUCACAUGUCAAGAGCCUGAAGUGCCUACCGGAGGUUACGUAGUUGGUUACGAUUUCAAUAUCCACUCAAGCAUCGAAUACCACUGCGACCCGGGUCACAAAUUGAUCGGCACGACCACGUUGCAGUGCAACAACAACGGCGAAUGGAGUGCGACACCGCCUGAAUGUCAAUACAUUGACUGUGGUAAACUCACACCACCAGUUUACGGUACGUUACAUUAUUCCAACGACUCCACACAUCUCGACAGUGAGGUCAAAUAUAGUUGCAGCAAUAACUAUAGAUUGACCGGAACAGCGAUACGACGUUGUCUUGAAAAUCAAGCGUGGAGUGGGACUGCACCGAAAUGCGAAGAAAUAAGAUGCCCUGAACCAAUUUUACCAGAACACAGUGUACUAUCGGUAACGGGUAACGAUCGUUUAUACGGACGAACUUUAAUAAGGACUUCGUCUGAUGCUGUAUCUACAUCUACGUACAAGAUCGGCGCUCUAGUCAAAUACCGCUGUGAACGAGGAUACAAAGUCGUCGGUGAACCGAUAAGCAAUUGCGAUGACACCGGUUCGUGGACAGGUGUAAUACCGCAAUGCCUUUACGUCGACUGUGGAACUCCCGAGAGUAUCGACAAUGGAAAAUUCAAUUUAGUGUCUAACGUUACAUAUUACGGUUCGGCGGUGUUGUAUGAGUGCGAUGAUCACUUUCAACUUGACGGACAUGGCAGAAGACUAUGUCUUGAAAACGGUACAUGGAGUUCAGAAACGCCUAAAUGUCAAGAAAUAAAUUGCGACGAGCUCAAGAGCGAAAAUAGUCUAACCGUCAGGGUAGCAUCGAGAACUGUCGGAGGGAUAGCGGAAUACACAUGUCCACGAGGAUAUUUCACGAUAGACAACACUACGAGACAUUGUUUGCCAAAAGGAUCAUGGAGCGGUAGACCACCAACUUGUCAAAUGGUAGAUUGUAAGCAUCCAGGUCCAAUUGAAAAUGGUAGAGUCAUAAUAAUGAACGAUACCACGACAUACAACAGUGCUGCAGAAUACCACUGUGUACCUCAUUUCCAAAGAAUGGGUCCUUACAUGAGAAAAUGUUUGGACGACGCUCAGUGGUCAGGAGAACAACCAUAUUGCCAACCGAUAGGUGCAGUUAUAAGCGACACUAGAACCUUAGGUCUAGCUGUUACUGUCGGAGGCGGCAUUGUUUUAUUCCUAGUCAUACUACUCGCCUUAAUUUAUUUAAGACUAAAACGGCCGACUCCAGUAAAAAAUACAGAAAACGUCGAAGGAGCAGUACGUAAAGAAGAACAGAAUACGGCAGUCAUGUCAUACGCUUCAUUAAGUGACGUACAGAAUCAUAUCUAUGAUUCGGUAACAGACUACACAUAUGAUGAACCAAACAGCUACUAUGAGCCAUCGCCGGUCUCUAAAGCAAAAUCAGACCAUUCUGGGGCCACUGUAACAAUUAAUGGUGUAGCUAUUCGAUAAUGUUCCAAAUUAAUGGUAUAAGAUAAUUGUAAUAUUUUUUAUUAUUGUAAAUAUAAAUUCAUAUUUAAUGUACAAAGUUAGUAAUACUAUUGAAUUGGUAAAAUAUGUGUAAUACAUUAAAAAAAAAAUGGAGAAUAAAAGAACUCGGGUCGUUUUUGUACCUAUGUAUAAAUUUAAGUUGAUCAAAUAUUAUAUGAAUAAACUUAAAUUAUAUUGUUUAUAAAAA